AUGACAUUCAUUCAUCACUUCCCAACAAAGCUAGAACCAGACACUAACACGUAAUAAGUACGUGUUUUUAGCUCUGUAGUAUAUCACGGCUUAGUCUGGCCCUGUUAUUCGACGCCGAUCACCAGACUUAUCUUGUACAACCUUAGCCAAUCGUGGACAAUGCCUCAGACCGACCCCCAACAACCGUCGUUAGCUCCUAGAACUGGUCCCUUGCGCACUCUGUUACCAGCAGAAAGGAGAUCGCAACCAUCGCCGCCCCCUCUGAAACGCAGUAUAACACAGCGCAGGCUCAAUCCUGUCCUCGCUGCUUGCGAGCCAUGUCGUAAACACAAGGCCAAGUGCUCUGGAGAGAGGCCAGUAUGUCGUCGCUGUCUUCAGCGCAAAUUCGCCUGCAACUAUGUUACGCGACCAGGCGAAACUCGCUCACAGGCACUAAACCGAUGUUCUCACGAGGCCUGUGAGGGCUCGAGUCAACGCUCAAGUAUCUACGAGGAACUCAUCGGGCUGUUGAAGAACCUACCGGAUCGGGAUGCCCAGGCCAUCCUGCAAAGGCUCAGGUCGGGAACAGACGUCGCAUCAGUCCUCACUCAGGCCAGAGCAGGCGAUGUAUUACUUCAGAUGGCCGUCGUUCCCGAGACACGAUUACGAUACGAGUUUCCAUACAGGUCGGAGAUGCCCAAAGAGUUUGAACUCAACAAUCCUUAUUUGAACUCAAUGCUGUAUGAAACGGCCUCUCUCUAUUCUCAACACCAUACAUCAGAGACAAACGUGCCCGGAUAUCUUGAUAGUCUGGGUUCCGAAGAGCAAAGAAGCCUUUACUUGAAGCCCUUCCAUGCAGCGCAAGUAUUCGAUCCUCUACUUUCCGACGUCAAAGUCUCAGCGUGGACCAGCGUCUGUGACGACGACAAGCUCAUGCGAGACCUUUUAAGUGUAAUUUUCCGUUGCGAGUACCAUUUCACAGCAGCCUUUCACAAGGACUUAUUCCUGGAUGACAUGGCAGCGCGUCGCAAAGACUUUUGUUCUUCACUGCUUGUCAACGUAACUCUUGCCUAUGCUUGCGUCUGCUACCCUAAUUUCACCAACCGUGUCGAGUAUUGGAAUCCGAACACUCUUGUCUAUCGCUUCAAUGCCGAGGCCAAGCGACUAUGGGAGCUGGAGGCUUCUAUCCCGUGUAUGACUACCAUCCAGGCAGGUAUCCUUUUUAGUGUGUUUCAUAAUCUCUGUGGGCUAGACGAAGUUGGGAAACCUUAUAGGGUACAUGCUGUGGCUUUGGCAAACCAGCUUCGCAUCUUCGACACCAUCGACAUUGAUCAGAGCAAGAGGAUACAGAGGGGCACGCAAAACCUGGCUUGGGCUAUGUACAACUGGGAAACUCUCUCUGCUUUCUCGUUCAUGCUGUCGCCGCUCAUCAAGGAGCCACCAAAAUGGCCGCUUCCAGAUCCUUCAGAAGAUCCGUCGUGGUAUGGCGAAAUAUGGGUCAAAUACCCAUUAAAUCACGGCCUUUCACCGAUGUAUCUUGGGGAAGUUAUCCAUGCUCGGAGCCAGUUUCGGAUCAUCAUGAAUGAGUUUUGUGACGCAGCAUACUCAGAAGGUUCCAAGGUAGGAGUUAACCUGGCGUAUCAGUUCCGCGAAAGGCUGCAAGAAUGGUACGAAAACUUGCCCGCAUCUCUAACUCCAAGAAGGAUUGCUCUUCCUGGGCAGCUACAACUACAUAUGUACUAUCACCACUUACUACUGACGAUCUUCGAGCCUCUUGACGAUGCAGAAACGACUCAAGAGCCUUCUCCACAGCGUAUCGUAGCCGACUCGAACAAGAACAUGCAGACACUUGUCAGACUGUACUACCUCCGACAUGGUUUUGAAGCAAUGGACCUCUUCAUCGUCGUCCCUUUGAUGGCGAUGGGCUAUGACAGCGUAGAUGCCAUCAAGGAGGAUACGCCAACAGAACAAAUUGAGUUGCUACGAUCGACUCUCAUUCUGAUAGCCCAAGGCCUCUACUACCAACGAAGAAACCACUACUUGGCGCAAGCACUUUUCCGAGUCAUUCGAGGCAAAAUGCGCCCGCAGGAGAUAGGCUUACUGAAGAGUUCGAUGGCGUUGGACAAAUACGAGACUGAUCCAGAGCCAGAGAUGGCAGUGGCUGUUCGAAGUCACUGGCCAGUGAGCGUUGUUAAGAAGCAUGAGGACAUGGAGUCACAUAUCCUGACCAAUCUGGUGGAGAACUUUGGUCGUGUCAAUGUUGAGGAAAUCCCAUGAUGUCUUUUGGGCUGAGACGAUAGAUGGAUGCUAGGGGAUGGAGGUAAGAAAGG
Fusarium odoratissimum NRRL 54006 is the source of this 2309-nucleotide messenger RNA. RefSeq lists its product as uncharacterized. The transcript is spliced from 5 exons. NCBI's taxonomy places the organism in Eukaryota, Fungi, Ascomycota, Sordariomycetes, Hypocreales, Nectriaceae. Gene Ontology annotation, biological process: regulation of DNA-templated transcription; DNA-templated transcription. Bases 160 to 2256 code for a protein of 698 amino acids. Gene Ontology annotation, molecular function: DNA-binding transcription factor activity, RNA polymerase II-specific; DNA binding; zinc ion binding. The record is from RefSeq and is a predicted model, not a curated record.